This is a messenger RNA of Caenorhabditis briggsae, 618 nucleotides long. The annotation marks the transcript as partial. The record is from RefSeq and is a predicted model, not a curated record. The transcript is spliced from 4 exons. NCBI's taxonomy places the organism in Eukaryota, Metazoa, Nematoda, Chromadorea, Rhabditida, Rhabditidae.
ACGACAGCCUACGGCUCGCCAUCUCACUCACACCCCUCCCAAACUCGAAAAAUGAGUUUCAAGAUAUCCAAAUCAGACCUUCAAUUGAAACUGAAUGAAAAAGAUAGUAAUGUCACAUUUGGUGAAUCAUAUCGCUUCGCAGAAAUUCAAAAGAUUCUCAUUCGAAACGAAGAAAACGACGAAUUCAUCGAGAGCGGCUUUGUUAUCUGUACUCAGUGUAACUUGAUGAUAUCACAGUCAGAUGGGAGUCAUCUGAAGAGGCACGUUAUUACGACUUGUAAAAAACGAAACAUUUCGAUUGGUCGUUCAGAGCUGGAACCUAUUGAAAAAGUCAGAAAAAUCACAGACUAUAGCACGAAGAAAUUGAAGGAUUCCGAAGUUCAGAAAAUCACCUCUGCGUUGGGCCGGUAUUGCUUGAAAACUGGAAAAAGUUUUCACCAUCUCGGUUCCGAAAAUAUGAAGAAAUUGUUGAUUGAAAUUUGUAAUUCAAUAAACGCCGACUUUGUGAUUCUCUCUGCCAACUCUUGGGAGCAUAUCAUCUACCGUAUCGCUGCUCAUGGUGACGUCAUUUCCGGCCGGGUUUGCAACCUGGUGUCACCUGUUGAGCCCAGCACUUAA